GCCCGCAAUUACAUUUCACAUCUCUCCCUCGACUGCUACUAGAGGCACACAACAAUGGAAGACCGUCGCUUUACCGCCCUCUCCACCGAUCCUCGAUAUCGUCUGCCGAACCGCAAAGAAGCGCGAACAGCGGUCGACCCGCGCUUCAAGCGCCUCUUCACCGACCAGGACUUUCGAAGGAAGGCAACUGUUGAUCGAUAUGGCCGGAAGAUCAAGACAGACAGCGGGAGGAAAGACCUGGAGAAACGUUACAUACUCGAGGAAGAGCCUAGCAAACCGAAGGCCAAGGUAAACGAACGUGAGCUUGCAGGAAGUUCAGAAGAAGAAGAUGAUGCGGAUCAGGAGGAAGAGCUGGUGAAUAGGCGAGAUCCGGCUCGUGAUGGAGGUUUCUCUGCUUCCUCGUCAGAGGAGGAGAGCAGUUCGGAAGAGGAGGAUCUAAGUGACGACGAGGCUGCUCUCGCCGAGGAGACGGCCGGCCGGGAGCAGACAGAGGAGACGCCAAUGGGCGAGGUGUCGUAUCGUUUGGCUGCUGUAAAUUUGGACUGGGACCACAUACGCGCAUCGGAUAUUAUGGCUGUGGCCUCGAGUCUGGCGCCGAAAGAAGGCAAGGUCGAGAGCGUUUCCAUCUACCCCAGCGAGUUUGGACGAGAGAGGAUGGAGCGCGAAGAACUGGAUGGCCCACCCAGGGAGAUCUUCACAAGUUCGUCGCGCGUGCAAGAGCUGGACGAAGAGAGCGAUGAGGAGGAGGAUAGCGAGGACGACGAAAAGAUCAGGCGCAAGCUUCAACAAGACCAGGUCAACGAAGGCGGCGAAUUCGACACUGCCAAAUUGCGGCAGUACCAACUCGAGCGACUGCGCUAUUAUUAUGCCGUCAUCGCAUGCGACUCCAAAGCGACGGCUAAAGUUCUGUACGAUUCCAUGGACGGGCGAGAGUAUCUGACCACCUCCAACUUCUUCGACCUCCGCUUCAUCCCCGAUGAGACGACUUUUGACGAUGACAAGCCACGAGACGAAUGCACGUCUCUCCCCACGGGAUAUAAACCAAACGACUUCAAGACCGAAGCACUCACGCACUCAAAAGUCCGACUCACCUGGGACGACGACGACGCGACGCGGAAAGAAGUCCAGAAGCGCGCCUUUUCCCGCGCGGAAAUGGAUGAGAACGAUCUUCAGGCGUACAUUGGCAGCGACUCCUCUGACGCAGAGAGCGUCGCUUCUCGCAAAUCCGCCGCCGAGGACAGAAACGCGAAGAAGGCCGAAGCGGCCAAAGCGAAGAUGCGAGCCGCGUUGGGCUUGCCAGAUGAAUUCAGCAAGGCGGCCAAGAAGGGUGCCAAAGACGAGGCCGUGGGCGACAUGCAAAUCACCUUCACCUCCGGCCUCGGUGCGGGUGGCAAAGACGGAAAGAGUGUCUUCGAAAACGAGCCACAAGACGAAGAGAGCACGCGAGACCGGUACAUUCGCAAAGAGCGAGAGAGGAAGCAGAAACGAAAGGAGAAGAUGAAAGCCAGCCGCCCCGGCGCGGCGAAAGCCGCCAAAAAAGCCCAACGUGAGAAGAAGCAUGCUGCAAAAGCGGAGCUAGAAGCGCAGAACGCGAGUCGCAAAGCCGAACUCGAGCUGCUCAUGGCCGACGACGAAAACGGCGACAAUCUGCGCCACUUUGACAUGCGCGAGAUCGAGAAGGCGCAGAAGCGGAAGGGCAAGAAAGGCAAGAAGGGCAAGAAGAAGAAGCAGCAUGGAUCUGCGGAAGCGGAAGUCGAGGACACGUUCAAACUUGAAACGCGGGAUCCCCGCUUUCAGGCGCUGUUUGAGAGUCAUGAGUAUGCUAUUGAUCCUACUAAUCCGCGCUUCAAGGGGACUGAGGGGAUGAAGGCGUUGUUGGAGGAGGGGAGGAAGAAGCGGCAGAGGUUUGAGGAGGAUGGUGAGGCGGAGGUGGAGGCGCGGGGGAAGAAGGCGAAGCAGGUACCACGAGAGCAGGUGACGGGUGAGGACGACCUCAAAGGCCUCGUGGCUAGGCUGCAGAGCGGGGGGAAGAAGGCAAAAAAGGGAUAG
Molecule: messenger RNA, 2049 nt
Organism: Neohortaea acidophila
Lineage: Eukaryota; Fungi; Ascomycota; Dothideomycetes; Mycosphaerellales; Teratosphaeriaceae
Exons: 2
Coding region: 55-2049 (664 amino acids)
Biological process (GO): rRNA processing
Cellular component (GO): nucleus
Molecular function (GO): RNA binding
Source: RefSeq, a predicted model, not a curated record